AUGGAGCUUGUUUAUAAAGUAUGUUUAGCUUUUCUCUUUUCUUUUUCUUGCUUUGGAGAAUACUGGAAUUUUGGUCAUGGUCAAGGGCUUAUUUUCAUUGCUGGUCCUCUUUCUGAUGAGUUGGUAAAUACAUUAAAUUUCCAAAGUGGACAUAUAGGAGGACCUACAUUUUAUUCUGUAGAGGCUCAGUCAGAUUAUAUUUGCCAUCAACCCUCACUUGCUUCUUUGUCAUCACACUUUGACAAACUCCAUGCAACUGGUGUGACGCAUUUUAAGGUGGUCUUGCCAUGGACUUCUAUCCUGCCAGAGAUGAAUGCCCAAAAACCAAACAAGACAAAUGUGGAAUGCUACAAACAACUUCUCAGAAUUCUCAAAUCUGCUGAUCUUAAACCGGUUUUAAUUCUGCACCAGUAUGGUUUACCAAAGUCUUUAGGCACCCAGCUUGGAUCUAUAAUUUUCACCAAUCUUUUUGUUGAAUAUGCAGACUUUUCAUUUGGGACUUUUGGUGAAUUAGUGGACACCUGGAUCACUUUCAGCCAUUUGCCUGAGAUUACAAAGGGAUUACCUCUUGCAGAUCCAAAAGUCUUUCCUCUACAAGUACUAGUUUCAGCACAUCAAAAAGCUUAUAAAAUCUACCAUGAAAAACACUCAUUUGAAGAUGGAAAAGUAUCCAUUUCCUUGGGCCUUAGUGAUAAUGGGCUGAUGCUGCCAGAAUCACUCACAGUUUCAGUUUGGGCCUCUAUAGAUUUUCUCUCUCUCAGCCUACGGUACAACUGUAAAACUGAAGCAGGUAUUGAAAAGAUGCUGAAUGAAAUAAAGCAUCUCAUACAUGAUACGGAUGUUCUACUCUUCAGUCUAAACUUCUCUGAAUGUUCUUCUGAUCAAGAAAACGAGCUUACAACAAUGGCUUCCAUUUUCAGUGCCAUGUAUGAAGCCCAAGCACUGGUAAAAGGCUACGAUGUGAAUUCCUUCUUAGAGGGCUUAGGCAUUCCAGAAGCAAGGUCCCACAAAAAUCCAGCUAUUCAAUCAAAGCAGAAGGAAGACCUUACACAAGCUGAGACUCCACUUUCAAAUUAUCAAAAGAUUUGGGGAAAAUUUGCUCACCAAUCUAAGCAGGAAAGAGACUCUUUUGUGACAGAUAUUUUCCCUAGUGGUUUUCUCUGGGGUACAUCAACAGGAUCCUUUAAUGUUGAAGGAGCCUGGGCAGAAGAUGGGAAAGGAGAGAGUAUUUGGGACCGAUAUGGACAUCAAGGCCAUAUCCAUAAGAAUCAAACAGCCGAUGUUGCCUCUGAUAGUUACCGCAAGACUGAAUAUGAUGUUUAUCUUCUUAGAGGUCUUCAUCCAAAGAUCUACAAAUUUUCUAUAUCAUGGCCUAGGAUUUUUGCCAAUGGGGAUAACAGCAGCUUGAACCCUCAAGGAGUGAAUUACUACAACAAACUCAUUGACAGCUUGCUGGAUUCUGGCAUUGAACCCAUGGUGACCUUGUUCCACUGGGACCUUCCACAAGUGCUGCAGGACCUUGGUGGUUGGCAGAAUGAGAGCAUCAUUGGUGCCUUCACAAACUAUGCAGCUUUCUGCUUCGCCACGUUUGGAGAUCGGGUUAAACUCUGGGUUACCUUCCAUGAACCGUGGGUCAUUAGCUAUGCUGGUUAUGGUACAGGGCAGCAUCCUCCAGGAAUUCACAGUCCAGGCACAGCAUCCUAUCAGGUGGCUCAUGUGAUCCUCAAGGCACAUGCUCAAGCUUGGCAUAUUUACAACAGGCAGUAUCGUCCCCAGCAGCAGGGGAAAGUGGGCAUUGUGUUGAACUCUGACUGGGCUGAACCCAAGGCCUCCAGCCUUCUCCAGGAUGUGAAAGCAGCCGAGCGCUACUUACAAUUCAUGUUGGGCUGGUUUGCUCACCCAAUAUAUGUUAAUGGCGAUUAUCCGGAGAUCUUGAAGUCCCAGAUUGAGGAGAUAAAUACGCAGUGCUCUGCUGCUAUUGCCAAUCUCCCCACAUUCACCAGUGAGGAGAAGAAGCUGGUGAAAGGAACGGCUGACUUCUUUGGUCUUUCUCAUUAUACUUCCAGGCUUGUUGGUGCUUUGGCUAAUCAAACCUGUACACCAGACUAUGAGACUAUUGGGGGCUUUUCCCAGGAUGUGGAUCCUUCUUGGCCAAGGACAGCUGCACCCUGGUUGUAUGUAGUCCCAUGGGGGUUGAGGAGAUUGUUGCAGUUCGUGUCUGAUGAAUAUACAAAUGCAAGUAUCCCCAUUUACAUAGCGGCAAAUGGUGCACCCACUGAUGAUGGAGGCGAUUGGAUCAAUGAUACCAUGAGGCUGGAUUACUACCGUCUCUAUAUCAAUGAGGCCUUAAAAGCUAUAAGACAAGAUGGUGUGGAUGUUCAGUCAUAUAUUGCCCGAUCACUGAUUGAUGGUUUUGAAGGCAUUUCAGGUUAUAGUCAAAAAUUUGGCCUUCAUAAUGUGAAUUUUGAAGAUGCCAAUAGACAAAGAACACCAAGAAAAUCUGCAUAUUUCUUCUCUUCUGUGAUUGAAAAUAAUGGAUUUCCUAGUACAAGCAUGAGAAAACACAUCCAGCCGUUCAGAAAGGAUUUUUCCAUGCCCUCAAGGCUGCCUAGUUUGUCAGCGUCUGAAGUCCCCUCAAAGGCAAAGAUAGUUUGGGAAAAAUUUUCUGGCCAGACUAACUUUGAAAGAGACAUGUAUUUUUAUGACACUUUCCCAAAAGAUUUUCUGUGGGGUGUUUCCACUUCUGCCUAUCAGAUUGAAGGAGGCUGGGAUGCAGAUGGAAAAGGACCUAGCAUAUGGGAUAACUUUACCCAUACGCCAGGAAAAAUUAAGAACGAUGAUACUGGAGAUGUAGCUUGUGACAGCUACAAUAAAGUAGAUGAAGAUCUUUAUUUAUUGAGAGCCUUAAAGGUGAACAGUUAUCGCUUCUCCUUCUCAUGGCCUCGAAUUUUUCCAGAUGGCAGAAAUCAAUCUAUAAAUAGUUAUGGGGUUGAUUAUUACAACCGAUUGAUUAAUGGUCUACUGGCUGCAAAUAUUACACCAAUGGUCACUCUGUACCAUUGGGAUCUGCCUCAAGCUCUCCAAGACAUUGGUGGGUGGGCAAACCCUGAAUUGAUCGAACUAUAUAAUAGUUAUGCUGACUUCUGUUUUCAUACUUUUGGAGAUAGGGUUAAGUUCUGGAUUACUUUCAAUGAACCUGUCACAAUUUCAUGGCUUGGCUAUGAUACAGGUGCCUAUCCUCCAAAUGUGGUAGACAAUCCGGGUGAUGCCCUCUAUAAAGUUAGUCAUACAAUAUUGAAGGCUCAUGCCAGGGUAUAUCAUACAUAUGCCCAGAAGUAUAAGAAAAGCCAGAAAGGUGUAAUUUCCAUAAGUCUCAACAUUGACUGGGUUGAACCGAAGAUGCCAAGAGAUCCCCAGGAUGUAAAAGCAGCAGAUCGUUUCCUACAGUUCACUGGGGGAUGGUUUGCACAUCCGAUUUUUAAAAAUGGUGACUAUCCAGAUGCCAUGAAAUGGACAGUGGGAAACCGGACUGAGCUGCAGAAAUUGUCAGCCUCCCGGCUUCCAGUUUUCACUGAAGAAGAGAAAAAAUAUAUCCAGGGCACGGCAGAUGUCUUCUGCUUGAACUAUUAUACCACCAACAUUAUAAAGCACAAGACUACCAGGUUGAAACCAUUUUCUUAUGAACAUGACCAAGAACGAGCCCUGGAGAGAGAUUCUUCAUGGCCAACCACAGCCCUGACAAAUCUGCGAGCAGUGCCAUGGGGACUGCGGAGGCUCCUAAACUGGAUCAAGGAGGAAUAUGGCAACCCACCUAUUUACAUUACUGAGAAUGGAGUUGGAAUAAAAAUUAAGUCAGAUGUUGAUGAUACCAAAAGGGUCUUUUAUUAUAAAACCUACAUUGAUGAAGCUUUGAAAGCCUACAAGCUGGAUGGAGUAAAUCUUCAAGGUUUUUUUGCCCGGUCACUUAUGGAUAAUUUUGAAUGGCUGAAUGGUUAUGAACCAAGAUUUGGCCUACACCAGGUUGAUUUUGAAAAUCCAAACAGGCCUAGAACUCCAAAGCGUUCUGCUAUAUAUUAUUCUGAAAUCAUACGUAACAAUGGAUUCCCACUGUCAAAAGAGGAUGAAUUCCUUUAUGGAGAAUUUCCCAAGAACUUCUAUUGGAGUGUGGCCACAGCAGCAUAUCAGAUUGAAGGAGCUUGGAGAGCAGAUGGAAAAGGCCUCAGUAUUUGGGACCAGUUUGCUCACACGCCUUUGAAAAUUAACAAUGAUGAAAAUGGAGAUAUAGCUUGUGACAGCUACCACAAAAUAGAGGCAGACUUGACUGCUCUGAAAGACAUCAAGGUGACCCAUUAUCGUUUUUCAAUCUCCUGGUCUCGCGUUCUCCCAGAUGGGACCACCAAGCUUAUCAAUGAAGCUGGCCUGAAAUAUUAUGAAAGAUUUGUGGAUGCACUUCUUGCAGCCAAUAUCCAACCUCAGGUAACCCUGUACCACUGGGAUCUUCCUCAGGCCCUCCAGAACAGUGGAGGGUGGGAAAAUGAGAGCAUCAUUCAGAAAUUUAAAGACUAUGCAGACCUCAUUUUUCAAAGAUUGGGAGACAAAGUGAAAUUUUGGAUAACUUUAAAUGAGCCUUAUGUCAUUGCCAAUCUUGGUCACGGUUAUGGAGUGUCUGCGCCAGGCAUAUCUGAAAGACCAGGCCGCGCUCCUUACAUUGUGGGGCACAAUUUGAUCAAGGCACAUGCAGAAGUGUGGCAUCUCUACAAUGAGAUCUAUCGCCCCAAACAAAGAGGAUUGAUCUCACUUUCCAUCAGUGUAGAGUGGGCUGAACCAAAGAAUCCUUACAAGCAGGAGGAUUAUGAUGCUGCUCAGAGAUAUAUUCAGUUUUUUGCUGGUUGGUUUGCUCAUCCUAUUUUCAAAACCGGUGAUUAUAAUGAACUGAUGAAAAAAAGGAUACAAGCAAGAAGCCCCGGCAAAUCAAGGCUCCCUGAAUUUACUGAAAGUGAAAAGCAAAGAAUUAAAGGGACAUAUGACUUUUUUGGCUUGAAUCAUUAUACCACAAUCCUGGCAUCCGACUUAUAUUUUCCUCCACUUAUAACAUCCUACGAUGCUGAUAGAGGCGUCGCCUCCAUAGCAGACCGCAGCUGGCUGGGUUCUGGCUCCUUUUGGCUGAAAGUGACACCAUUUGGCUUCAGAAGGCUCUUGAAGUGGAUCAAAGAAGAAUACAAUAAUCCACCUAUUUAUGUGACUGAGAACGGGAUUUCCGAACGUACAGACAGAGGUUUGAAUGAUACCUGGCGCAUACAUUAUUUAAAGAGUUACAUCAACGAAGCAUUAAAAGGAGUUGUAUUUGAUGGUGUUGACCUCCGAGGUUAUACCGUUUGGAGCUUGAUGGACAAUUUUGAAUGGGCAGUGGGCUUCUCUGAAAGGUUUGGGCUGUAUUACACCAACUACACGGACCCCAAUCUAUCUAGAAUUCCAAAGGAGUCUUCAAAGUAUUACUCAUCUAUUAUCCGCUGUAACGGCUUUCCAGAUCCAGCCAAUGGACCUCAUUUGUGUCUGGAGCCACAGCCUGAAGGUACUAAACUACCAACUACAAACAAUACCCUGCCACUUACAAGCCCAACAGGACUUUUAGAUAUCGAGAAGGUGCAAUUUUUGGGACUGGAACUGACUUCAUCGCAGGCUAAAAUAGCUCUUUAUAUUCUGUUUGUCCUAUGCUUGCUGGCUAUGCUAGGUUUUGCUGGUUUCCUUUGUGCAUAUAAAAAGAAAUCCAAAAAUAUCCGGAAACAAACAGCUUUUAAAUAAAAUGAAAUCAGAACGAAGUUUUGCCUUAUCAUCUGAAGACUUUGAGCCAUGCACAUUUGAAGCUGUCUCUAAAGUGCAUAGGUGCUAUUUAAAGUACAUUAUCAUGACAUGCAUCAAUUAGCAGUACAAUUCUGAGUUUUUGCACCUGAGAUAGAAUGGCUUAUGCAAUUUUGGGAUGUUGUUUUGCUAUGACUAUGAACUUAAGACUAGCACACUCUCAGUGUAGUGGGAAACCUACUUGUGUGUGUGGGGAACACAAAGCAGAGACAUGACAGGCUGUUUAUCAGGAUGAUUUCAAGUUAACCCCAAAUCCCAUUAUUAGACAUUUUGGAGCAUCAGUGAAAAGGUAUUAUCUAAGCUCUUUUCAGGAAAACAGGGUCAAUUGUUCAGAAUUUAUUCCACAACAAAUGAAUGGAAGAUAUAUCCUUGUUGUAUGCAAAUAUAAUAAAGAAUAUUACAGAAAAAUAGUUAAGAAUGACUUCACUACAUUUGCCAAGUUUUGUCAUUACUUCUGAGAAGCAAAUAAUUGUAGUAGGUACCAAUUGGAGAUCUUUUGGCUUGUCUGUUCAUUUACUGUAUUUAACCAACACUAAAGCAACAUUCCCAAUUCUACAGAAGGAAUAGCUUCAAGUUAACACAACUCACAAUGUCAGUGUUUGCUAUGAUGAGAUACAGAAUUAUAGCCAGAUAGGUGGUUAGUGAACUUUGCUUACCCUUCUAUGUGGGGAAAGGGAAAGGGGUAGAAUUGUAUUGCUUUUUUGUGAACAGAAAUCUGUCUACUCACAAAAAUAACCAAACUCAAUCCAAUCUAUGAAGUUUCCUUCACUCCAAACAGAGCAUGGCUAGAGAAAUUGUAGUCAACAUACUAUAGAAAACAAUAGUUUUGUGCCUAUGGAUAGUGUUAAUUCAGUCUUUGACUAUGAUAGCUCUACCUUUUCAAUGGGGGUCCCAAAAGCACCUUUAGUUACUAGGGGUGGUUUGCCAGCUGUGGCCAGCGCUGCACACUGUUUAUAUGCCUUUCAUUUUCUCUUGAUUGUUCUACAGCAGUACAUUGCAUAAAAGAAAGUAAUACAUAACACAUGACUUUGAAGGUACAUUAGCACAAACUAUUAAUUGCUAGGGUUGAAUAAAAUAAUCACAUUUUAUUACUUUUCAAGCUGCUGCACAAGUUAAUGGGACACUUGAGUUAGACAAAAAUGCUAGAACUUCUCCUUAAAGCCAUAAUGCCAAGUAUUUAAGGACUUUAAAAUCUCUCUCUUCUGAACUCCUGUGUAUCACUGAAGUCAAAUAAGAGGCAAUCAGGAAUGAUAUCGAUCCUGCAUCCAAAAAGAAGGCACCAGAGGAAAGCAGGAUAUCUAUUUUUCAUUUUAAGCCCCCCCUUUUUUCUGUGAAAGCUCAAAGCAAUGGGGAGUGGGAUGCUCUCAUUUUAUAUCUGUACAAAUUAAAUUAAACUGUGAAUCUGAGUAAGGUUUAUCUGGUCAGUGCUGUCUUUUUACUUUUUUUGUUUUACUCUACCUUUCCCUUUGAUUUUAAUGUUUCUUGUCUCAACAAGACCUUUUAAAAAACUAAUCUGGCCCUUUAUUUCUGUUGUUAUGUACACAUAAAUAGUUGAAUCAGAUACACCAAUGUGAUACUGUGUAAUGGUAACGGCAGCAGACAUGUUGAAUCACCAGACCCAGUCCCCAAAUAGGAUCCAUCCCCUUUCCAAAUCCCCAUCUAUACAAGUCAAGGGGACAAGAAGUUGUAACAUCCCAGUCUCUUUGUUAUGGAAUGGGGAUCAUUCCAUGGCUCUCUUUAUAAACAGUGUGACAUUUCAAACAAUUAUCAUGUUAUGUGCUAAGUAUUUGGAAAAAAAAACUUUAUUGAAUGCUGAGAGAUAAAAACUAUGAAUAUUGGGCUGUUGGUACAGAAGCAUUGCAGGAAAAAAAAAAACCUUAUCCAAUUUAUCAGGGUUUGCACUCCUCUAGGAUUGGCUUGUUUUGUACUUGGAGCUGCCUAUUUGCUCAAAGAUUUAUAUAGGUAAAAAGUGUCUUUAGAGGACAAUAUAAGUAGUACAUAUGAAAUUCUAAAUGCUGAUGGGACAUGGAUUUUUAUAUUCUUUGUUUUUGGUAGUAGUUACAUUUGCAGAAUCCAGCUACACAAGUG
Molecule: messenger RNA, 7947 nt
Organism: Python bivittatus (Burmese python)
Lineage: Eukaryota; Metazoa; Chordata; Lepidosauria; Squamata; Pythonidae
Gene: LCT
Product: lactase
Biological process (GO): carbohydrate metabolic process
Molecular function (GO): lactase activity
Source: RefSeq, a predicted model, not a curated record